Molecule: messenger RNA, 1835 nt
Organism: Lactuca saligna
Lineage: Eukaryota; Viridiplantae; Streptophyta; Magnoliopsida; Asterales; Asteraceae
Source: the annotation of a GenBank genome assembly
GGUUGUCAUACAAAUUAAAUGUAAAUGUUGAAAAAUAGGUCCCUCUCUGUAAACCUUUUUGACUCUUGAACAUAUUCCUGUCUUCUGUAAAUGCAUUUGGUGAUGCUUUUUCUGAUUCUUCCAACACAAAAUGACCAAUCCCAAGACUUUCUUGACAUUAAAGUAAAGUAGCCGUCUAAAAUGGGGCAAAGUAGCUUUACUUUAAUCCAUCUUUUAGACAGAAACAAUCAAAUUUCACUUGCCUCCUCAUCUCAAAGACUCUGAACAUGGGAAAAAUUUGGGUAGAAAUAUGCUUGAUUUCUGCUAGGGGACUCACAAGAACUUCAGCACUAUGGAAGCUCCAAUGGUUUGCAGUUGGGUGGAUUGAUCCCGACAACAAGUAUUGCACCAAAGUAGAUGCUUCCGGGAAUGCAAAUCCCACAUGGAAAACCAAGUUUUCUGCUUUGAUUGAUAACUCGGAUUCAAGAUUCGAAGAUUUGGCCCUGAAUGUUGAAGUUUAUAGCAGAGAUCCUGUGUUUCUGAAAGAAAAACUUCAAGGGACUGCAAGUGUUGGGUUGAAAGAGUUUCUUGAUAAGCAUAAGAACAAUUCUGAUGAAUUGAGGCGUGUUGAAGAAGUCGGAAGUUUUCAAUUGAGGAAGAAGAAUUCGAAUAAACCGCAAGGAUUUGUUGAUGUUUCAAUUCGAAUUUCACAAGAGAUUGACGGGGGUAGUAACUAUGAAGGCGAUGAGGUGGGUAUCAAGCUUAGGGUUCGUGACGAUGGCGUGAACUUGCCAUCGCGAAUCGGGGAAAACCAUCUGCAGACCCAGUUGCCGCCAGGACCAAGCUACCACCAACCACCACCGCCGAAUUAUCCUUCAGCGGGAGGAUUCAACCUUCAACCACCACGUAUGCCCUCGCUAGGACCAAGCUACCACCACCACCAACAACCGCCACUGCCGCCGUCGCAGCCUUAUAAUGCUGGCUAUAUGCCACAAUCGUCUAUAGAUAACUUACCAGCAAGUUACAUCAAUAUGCCAUCGUCAUCGGGAGCAAGACCUGGACCAAGGGUUGGACCUGGUUUUGGGAUGGGGUUGGGUGCAGGAGCGUUGGCAGCUGGUGCAGUCAUUUUUGGGGACGAUUUCGUUUCAGGGUUACUGCUGAGGUGGAGUGCCAAGUGUAUUUCUAGGCUUUGGUGGCAUCUGAGGGGCACUCGAACCCUUGACCUCCCAUUCACAUUAAACCUGGAUUUGGAUGAGGUGAAACAAAUGAAAAUGGAAUCUCACGAUGGUUGUGAAGUGAUCGAGCUUGGGAAUAUGUUCACCAUACAAGUUUCUGACCACCCACAAGAAACAUCGAGCUUCAUCUUCUUCUUUAAAGACCAGUGGUUCCCUGUGGUGGAACUGAAGGGCAUGCCAACUCAGAUGCCACCUCAACUAAGAAGUACACUUUGCACUCCACCUAAGAAGUUACUUGCUGAAAACGCUUCAAUCGGAGUUCGAAUCAAGUCCACCAGCUUGAAUUAUGCCAACUACCUUCCAGUCCUCGGUAAGUAUCAAGAAAAAUUUGCCUUGCCUUUUGUUCCUAGAUCUCAUUACUCCGGUGUUGUCGAAUCCAUCGGUCCUAAAGUCACCAAGUUCAAAGUCGGCGAUCUUGUUUGUUCCUUCGUCGGUGUCGGCUCUUUCGCCCAAUUUAUCAUUGCCGAAGAGAAGGAUUUGUUUGGAGUUCCUGGUGGGUGUGAUAUGGUGGCUGCCGGCACACUUCGAGUUGCGUACGGAACAUCUUAUGUGGCACUGGUUCAUAGGGCCAAUCUCACGUACACAUUUCAUAUAUUCUUUCAAUUCACAUCUAUUAUAUGA